AUGUUGUUCCAGAUCGCUGCUGGUAUUCAGCCUCUACAGAAUGUGGCCGCUGUGAAGUAUUUGAACGGUGAAAAGCCUGGUCUUGGACAGCAGUGGGCUGUACACUGGAUAACGCGUGGACUUGGCGAUUUAGAAGAGAUGGUGUCGCGCACUACUGGCGGCAAAUACGCUGUUGGCGACCAGAUCACAAUAGCUGACAUUUGCAUUCCAUCUAUUCUGUACAAUGCUAAAAGGUUUGGCGUAGACCUCUCAAAGUACCCGAAGCUGUGCAUGAUAGAUGCGAACACGGCAACGAUCCCUGAAUUCAAAGCUGCUCACCCAGAUCAACAACCCGAUGCAAAUCCCGAUGCGAAGUGA
Molecule: messenger RNA, 357 nt
Organism: Cooperia oncophora
Lineage: Eukaryota; Metazoa; Nematoda; Chromadorea; Rhabditida; Trichostrongylidae
Source: the annotation of a GenBank genome assembly